Messenger RNA from Pyricularia grisea, 1740 nucleotides. RefSeq lists its product as uncharacterized. Bases 1 to 1740 code for a protein of 579 amino acids. Lineage: Eukaryota; Fungi; Ascomycota; Sordariomycetes; Magnaporthales; Pyriculariaceae. The record is from RefSeq and is a predicted model, not a curated record. The transcript has 2 exons.
AUGCCUAGUACUCUAAUUACCAAGAUCCUUCACCUUGUCGCCCUCCUGGCCAUCGGUGCGCCCGCGUUCGCUCUGGACGCCGCCGUCGCCAACGACAAGCCCGCCCUCGAGGCUCGCGCGGAUGACCAGUUCGGCAAUAGUUUUUACCAGGGCGGUGGUGCUCGUGCCGGUCCCGGCGGUGCUUCCCACGGUGGCGCUCCUGGCGGUGCUUCUCCCGGUCGUGCUCCUGGCGGUGCUUCCCACGGUGGCGCUCCUGGCGGUGCUUCCCAUGGUGGCGCUCCUGGCGGCGCUCCUUCGGGUGCCGGUAGUCCAGGUGCUCACAUGCCGCCGUCUCGUACCAAUGGCUCCCCAGGCGCCCGCGCCACGCCUCAUGUACCCGAAUCUUUGGGCGCGUACGACCCUAAGAGAAUCUAUCGCCGUAAUAAUGGGAUGGGCGGCUCUCCUGGUGGCGCCCAGUCCGGCAUGCCCGGCAGCCCUGGCAGCCCCGGCAGCCCCCGCGGCUCCGGCAGCGGGAGAGCUUGUCGCGCACGCAGGCCCCAUGGCUCUGGAAACCUCCAGCAAAUGAAUAGCUUCCAGCGCUCCAACAGCUUCUCGGGAGCAUCGAGCCCUCGCGGACUCCAUCGCCGUGCUAUUGAGAUGGGCGGCUCUCCUGGUGGCGCCCAGUCCGGCAUGCCCGGCAGCCCUGGCAGCCCCGGCAGCCCCCGCGGCUCCGGCAGCGGGAGAGCUUGUCGCGCACGCAGGCCCCAUGGCUCUGGAGGCCUCCAGCAAAUGAAUAGCUUCCAGCGCUCCCAAAGCUUCUCGGGAGCUUCGAGCCCUGGCCGGAUUCAUCGUCGCAGUUUCGGGAUGGGCGUCUCUCCCGGCAGCCCCCGCUCCGGUAGCCCCUCUCGCCCCGGCAGCCUUCACCGUACAGGUGGCCUCCAGGGUGCGCCUAGCUUUGGUAUGCAACGCCGUGAUCUCGAGCCUCGCUCCCCCCCGGGAUCGGGAAGCAUGAAUGACGGCCCCGCCUCGAUCGACGGCAGCCCCGAUAGCCUCCGCUCCGGUGGCUCCCAGGGCGGUCCCGGUCUCCAAGGUGCGCGUGGCCCUGGUGGUAUGCAACCCCAGGGCGCUCCCGGUUCCCAGGGUGCGCCUAGCCCCGGUGGUAUGCAACGCCGUGAUUUCGCGCCUCGCUCCCCCCCGAGCGCGGGAAGCAUGAAUGACGGCCCCGCCUCGAUGGACGGCAGCCCCGAUAGCCUCCGCUCCGGUGGCUCCCAGGGCGCUCCUGGCCCCAAGGGCGCUCCCAGCCCCCAGGGUGCGCCUAGCCCCGGUGGUAUGCAACCCCGUGAUCUCGAGCGUCGCAUGAUGUCGGGUUCGGGGAACUCGCACGGCGGCUUCGGCUACGGUGGCUAUAGCCAGCAAAGCACUCAGGGCCACAAUCCCUUUGGUCACGGUGGCUAUAGCCAGCAAGGCACUCAGGGCCACAAUUCCUAUGGUUACGGUGGCUAUGGCCAGCAUGGCACUCAGGCCCACAAUCCCUAUGGUUCCAGCAAUCAUGGUUUCAAUGACUAUGGUAUCCCUAGCCACCAGAGCCCUGGCACUGGUUUUGGCCAUCAGAGCUCCGGUACCUAUGGUGACCAUGGUAUGACUGGCCAACAGGGCCAUGGCCCCAGUAACCGUAUGUUUGGCUCCCACAGCACCACUAGCUAUCGCCACCCGGGCGGCUCCAGUGCCUAUAACUCCGGUACCUAUGGUAGCUUUUCGUGA